GCUAUCUCCAUCUUAAAGAAGAAGAAGAAGAAGAUUUGGUCUUAAUGUAGACAGCAUUCCGAGUUUCAUGUGUAAGUAUCUAAUAUAUCGUAAAGGGAGUACUACACAUUCUAGUAUUAAUAUUGAAGAGCUCCGUUUGAGUUUGUUUUUUAUCCGUUGUAAAAAGAAUAUCUUUUCCUUUGGUCUUCCUCGGUCUAUCUCAAUAUUAAAGAGUAGUACUAGGACUACAUGCUCCUUGGUCACCAAGGUGGUUUCUUCCUUGCGGUACCAUUACUUUUGCCAGUCUGAAAACCAAAACUUUGUAUUUUUGUAUCAUUUAGUCCCUUCUGGUAGGAGGUAAAAUAAAAACUACAAUCGUUCGUGACGGCGCGUGAUUCUACUUGUUAAAAACUUUGAUUGAAGUUGAACAUCUACAUCUGUUUUUAUUCAUCCUUUAUUUUUCCAACUGUACUAGUACAGUAGUUGUAGUGUUGCUGGCUCUAGAACAAGAAACAGAAUAUCAGAACUAGAAAAAUAAACAAUGGUCGACGUUGGGCAGGAGGAGCUGAAGGAACGAGCGGAACUGUUCGAACAGUUCCUUGGUUCCCGCAAUGGCGAAGGGUACCACGAGAAGCUGUCGAACAUGUUGUCCGACAAUCAGCGACACGUGUAUCGCCUCGAGGUGAACAUGGCAGAUCUGGAACAAAAAAAGAGAGGAACCAUGAGCAAACUUUUUUAUGGCAUGAGCAAACUUUUUUAUGUACGAGUACUUAGAUUAGUUUUCUUGCCAUUCUUGAGUGUAGAUAGACUCAAUUGUAGCUAGCAUGGAGGAUGCCUGAACGUUGGUGUAGCUACCCCGAUUCAAGUCAUGUGGUGGCGCACUUGUAGACAGUAGGCAACAAAAAAAAAGUUAAUCUUAGUAGUGGCAUGCGCAGCAUCAACAAGAUCAACACUUACAGUUCUUCCAGCUAGAUUUUGGUUCUUUUAAGUUUGGAAACGUCCAUAAAUGGCUGUGCCGACCCAGUCAUCGUCUUGUGCAUUUUAUACGUAAGCUCACCCAAGAAAAAAGGAACUGGAACGACAGAGAGGACCUGCACUCUAGUAUGUGUCAUACCUCCAGCUGCUCUAACUCCUAGAGUAUCCCGCACACUAUCUGCCGUGCUUCGAAGUGGGGCUCUACAACUUAAGGACUGGGAGGCGUCUUUUAGUCGAAAUCUUCAAAGAAGCAAGUAAAUUAAUAUUCGAGGAUAGAAUCAGAUGUAUUGUGCAGCUCGAGCUCGGUUAUACUCAAUAUAAUGAUUUCAGCUUUUCGAAAUCGUAAAAUGAUCAUGAUCUAUCACCAUCAUCUUCUUCAAUUGGGGCAUCGAGCUCUAAACAGCUAUUGUAUGACAAACGAGGCGUUUGAGAAGUAUCAGAAGGAGAGUGCUGUCAAGCCAAUACGACUCUCGCUCACUGGACGUUUCGGCAGUCACUACUUAUGGCAAAGACCACCAUUUUGGUCAGGUGUAGUUGUACUAGAGUUCUAGUAAACGAAAAGGAUUCCCUCUUUCUAAGUAGUUGUAAAACGAAAACGAUACUAGAAUAAGAGAGAUAUAGUACGAUCUGAGGUGUUCUAUCAUAAACAAGAAGGGAUUAUACAGCUAUGUUAAAGUAGCAACUUCCAAAACGAACGGUGAUAUUUUGAUUUAUUGAGCUAGAGCUACUCCUAGUACGUUAAGGCACAACCUAGCAUCGUUGGAUGUCGAAAGUGAGACGAGCAGCUCUAAAUUACGUUACGCCCAGAGGACUGAACUCAUCCUUGGUUACCAAGUUGGUCCAAGUAGAAGGUACUAAUAAUGUCAGCUUAGACAUAUUAUCGUGAAGAAUUGGAUUUGGAAUUCUUUCUGCCUCCUGGGAGCACGUCAUUUCAUACGAUAAAAGAAAAGCAGCACCACCUCCUUCGCCUUCCUGAAGAAGAUCUAGCACGCUUAAUACAUAGACUUAAUCUUAAUCGACCCAUCGAUCAAUCACCUAUCCAGGUGUCGUUACUUCGGUGUCGAAUGUGCUGAGCAGGCUGACUUCGUCAAUCUAUUUCACUGAGGACGAAAGCGUGACAAACAGGGUCCAUUUUUCUUAGUAAACUUGGACUUAUCUUCAGAUCUUUUCUCAGUAAUUUACGUGUAGGGGGGGCAGCUACCGGCCAGCGAGUCUACUGCGGUGAGACUCAAUCAUAACUUUGCUGAUCCGGUGCUUCAUGCGCAGGGCUGAGGCGGGAACCCCUCUAAAUCUAAAUCAAGAUAAAGAUCGUUGUCGUCCUUAGUUUUUCUUUGUUUUUCUAGUAGGACCAUCCACGUUCUUUAAGGGAACAAGCUACACGUUUAAUAACACCAGGUAAAGCAACGGGAGCACCGAGACAAUAUGUCGCUUCUUUGGCAGGAUAUUAAGACGAGUGCGAUGCUAAAGCAAGACGCAGAAGGCGUAGAGUGGACAACGCAGUUUGGCUUCUGCAAGUAGUAAAAUAUUCUUCGAUCAUAUGAAACGCAAAUCUGUAGUUAUCAUCAUCAAGUUUCUUAUAAGAAGAAAUUUUAGUUGUGUGAUCAUGUAUGAUAACUAAGAGAUCAUUUUGGCUUGGUCCUUCUGGAGUCCUCGUGAUGUCUUUGUCCACCUCCACCACCUUCAUCAUCAUCAUCAUCACCUUCGCCUACUAUUAAAGCAUCAUCACCUUCACCUACUAUUAAAGCUAAAUAAAAUAAACUUCUAUCUAGGUAUAAGGAUCAGCAGCACAUCAUAAUUCAAGAAAUGCCGGAACAUGCGCCAACCGGACAGAUACCAGUAAGCGUGGUAGCCAUGAUCGAACAGGACCACUGCGAUACGGUGAAACCAGGCGACCGAGUCAGAGUCGUCGGCGUCUACAAGGCUUUCCCCAAAACGCAAAACGGGCUCACAAAUGGAAUCUUUCCGAUGCGUACUCUUUUUUUUUAUCAGUCAAUCAUUUACAUCUGGGUCACAACUAAUAAUAAUUUCUGUGGUUUAUUAGACGUUUCCAGUUUUGGUUUUUUGUUUCCUAGCUAGCGUCAGGUGUGCUCCACCGAUUUUAUUAGACGUUUCCAGUUCGCGAUAUAUGCAAUUUCUUACCUCAAGCAAUUCUUCUUCAUUCCUUACUAGGUAUCGUCUGCAACAGUGUGAAGAAGAUGAAAGAGCACGUGGGCAAGAUCGAGAUGCAGCUGGCUGACACCAAAGCAAUCAGGGAUAUCAGCAGACGACCCGACUUUUUUGAUCUCUUAGCUCGCAGUUUCGCGCCAAGUAUAUUUAAGGCUUUGUUGAAAAAUUCCUAAUCUUCUAGUUUCUUUUCGGAUUGCUUGCAGAUUUGCGCCAAGUAGCUAGUGUAUAUACAAGAACUACAGUCGAAAGACCACUGACAAUCCCGAACUUUACCGAAUCGCGCCCUACCAGUACUUCUAAAGGAGGAGAAGCAGUAUGUACCUACGUACUUUAAAAUCGAGCUAAGUGGAUGGACAAAGAACAACACGAACUGCUUCUCCGCAUCUUCAAGGGAAAGGUGUCCAUCUUCAGCUUCACAAAGUAACAAGAUAUUCUGCUAGCUAUCAUGUAUCAUCUAAUACAUCUGGCAACGAGCUCGUGAAGAAGGGACUACUAUUACUAGCAGUCGGUGGUGCGGAGAAGAAUUUCGACAAUGGAACCCACUUGCGUGGCGACAUCAACGUCCUACUCGUAGGAGAUCCUAGUUGCGGUACCUCUACCUCAUUUUUCAAGUUUUCAGUACCUAGGGGUAGGACGACGUUACUUUUCUUGAAAUCAAUAUCAAAAAUGAAGAUAGAGCAAACGAAUUACCACCAUCUAAUACUAGAAACUCCAUUGUUCUCGUUGAUUUUCCUUCAGGCUUCAAGCUCCUUCUAAUCUCGCUUCACAACUAGGUAAGUCGCAAAUGCUUCGGUUCGUGAUGAAUAUUUCGGAAAUUGCGAUUUCCACUACGGGGCGUGGUUCCUCGGGUGUCGGUCUCACAGCGGCCGUCAAAGUAAAUCAGCAAACUGGGUUAUGGUGAGAAGAAUAAAUCUACUCAGCAUACUUAGAGUCAUAAGGAUUCUUUGAAAAGUUGUGAAGACGUUUCCAUAAUUCUACUCUUCAACAUACCUAAUAAGUUUAGACGAAAUGAGGCUGUUUCAACAUACCUAAAACGCGCCUGCAACUACAAUUAGCUCCUUGUCCUUGAGAGUGAAAGUGACUGAAUACGACGCAGAAGUUUUUUGCUUUCAUAUUGGGAGCGAACCUUAGAAGCGGGUGCGAUGGUUCUGGGCGAUCGCGGAGUUGUUCUUAUCGAUGAAUUCGAUAAAAUGGGAGUCAACGACAGAGUCGCAAUACACGAAGUACUACCGCUAUUUUUACAUCUUCAGAUAGUCAUAACCAUAAGCAUCACCACCGUGAACGAUACAUCACAUAGUCAGUAGUCAUCUAAGCAUAAGGAUAAGAAGAUCAUUGGGGACUUGUGCUUUUUCUUUUUUUUUUCUUCAUACACGCACCAGUAGUUCGUCUUUAUAGUGGAAAUUUUCGAAUAUGAAAAUCUCCGUAAUGUGACGGCCAGGUGAUGGAACAGCAGACCGUGACGAUUGCGAAGGCUGGCAUCCACACGACUUUGAAUGCGCGAUGUAGUGUCCUAGCAGCCGCAAAUCCGAUCUAUUCCAACUUUAAGACAGGAAAUGAGGUGGGAAUCAGAAGGAGUAGAAACACCAAGAGAAGAAGGAUCAUCAUUAGCAACAACAUUUAAUGAUUUUGAUUACAGUAAAACUUAUACUUAUAAAUGCGUAGAAUUUCUCUCUACUAGUACCCUUUUUGACUUUACAUCGCCUACUCUAAGAAGUGGGAUGAUAGCAUGACAUUGGCGCAGAACAUCGCCCUUCCGGAUUCGCUCCUAUCGCGAUUCGAUCUGAUUUUCGUGUUGAAGGACGAAUUAGAUGACGUCAUCGACCGAAAAAUUAGUGACCAAGUGCUUCGACAGCUGAUUUAUGAUGGCAUUGUUCUUAUCCUUGCGACCUACUUGUUUUGAUCACACCAAAUUAUCCCUCUAAUUCUGGCACCGUUUUAAUCAAUCGAUCAAUCAAAUCCCGGUAUUUCUGGCACCGUCUUAAUCAAUCGAUCAAUCAAAUCCCUCUAAUUCUAGCACCGUGAGGCGAGGCAUAUGGCACAGCGCGAGGUUGUGGAGGUGCAUGACUCAAAGCUGCAGACUAAUUUGGAGGAAGACCCGGCAAACAAAAAGCCGUCCACGGUGUUUCAGCAGAAUCAUCCCGCCAUGGCUGAUGGGCAAUCGAAGGAAAUUCUAUCCCUCGAAUUCUUGA
Molecule: messenger RNA, 5309 nt
Organism: Amoebophrya sp. A25
Lineage: Eukaryota; Dinophyceae; Syndiniales; Amoebophryaceae
Source: the annotation of a GenBank genome assembly